UCCGCAAGCGACUCCUCAAUUGACUACUCAAGUCUCUUUGGGGUUUUGGCACAAUGUCACACGAGACAGCGCGAGAGCCCCUCCGGCUCUCAAACCCCCUUCCGAUGGCGAGGCUGGCACGCAGCGCGACAAAGGUGACGGUCCACUGGAUGGGGCCCUCCUUCAAUUACGCCACGCCGGAGCACGCGAAGCUCCUGGAUGCUGUGGCCGAAAUCCACGACGACACCUGGGACCCUGUCGAAAACUACCAUGGCAUAGAGUUGCCCAGCGAGCUGCGCCUGGACGGUGCUGGGCGCGUCGUGCGCGAGAAAAAAAACCACGAACGCUGGGACGACGUAAGGGUCGUCGUCGAGCUCAGCACGGGGUUGAAUCUCGCCCACACGUGGAAGUAUGAAAAUGAGUUCACCAUCCAGCACGUUCGGGCUAGCGACGAGCGGCCGCUGUUUCACGCGCAUGCGGUGGCGGGGGCGUGUUCUCGAUUUCCAGGGAUCAAAGUGGGCGUCUCGCCCGCUUUGACGAUUGGCGAGCUUCAAAGGGGAUGGAUCAAAGGUCCUCCGCCCCCUACCGUCGUGCAUGUCCAUUGUCCGCCCCUGGAGGUGGUUAAUGACGUAGGGCAGCUUCUUACGCUCGCGAUUCUGCGCGAAAAGCUCCUCGAAAUGGUCUCGGACGACCCGAUCGUGCGCCUCAAUUCCUUCGGACCCCGGUGUCUCGGACCUGUCGACCACGCGGUGCUGAGUGCACUGGAGAUCGGUCCGGUCCAAUUAUUGUAUGCUGCCAAUAACGGCUGUAAAUCGACUGAAGAGGCCGUGGCGUUCCUCAGGGAGAACCCUGACAUUGUAGUGAAGGGCGUGAUGGAGACUCGGAGCGAGGGCGAGGAGGCGUCUUUGAUGGAGGCCGAGGACAUUAUGGCAAGCUGGUACGCACCCCCGUCGGACAAGUGGCGGAUAUUCGGCCGAAAGGAUUUCGCCUACUUCGUCCCCGGUUUCCGCGGUAAUACGAUUAACUCGUGGUAA
This is a messenger RNA of Pelagomonas calceolata, 1013 nucleotides long. The record is from the annotation of a GenBank genome assembly. Lineage: Eukaryota; Pelagophyceae; Pelagomonadales; Pelagomonadaceae.